This is a messenger RNA of Plasmodium gonderi, 330 nucleotides long. Its product is annotated as replication factor A protein 3. The record is from RefSeq and is a predicted model, not a curated record. Gene Ontology annotation, biological process: double-strand break repair via homologous recombination; nucleotide-excision repair; base-excision repair. The transcript is spliced from 5 exons. NCBI's taxonomy places the organism in Eukaryota, Apicomplexa, Aconoidasida, Haemosporida, Plasmodiidae. The coding region runs from base 1 to 330 and encodes 109 amino acids. Gene Ontology annotation, cellular component: site of double-strand break; DNA replication factor A complex; nucleus. Gene Ontology annotation, molecular function: damaged DNA binding; single-stranded DNA binding.
AUGGAACAAUUUAUAGCACCGAGAGUCAACAAAAAGUACCUGACCAAAUUUUAUAACAAAAAUGUUCGAGUAGUGGGCAAGGUUUUAAAAAAGGAGGGAGACGAACUUACCCUGCAAACAUGUGAUAAUGAAGAAAUAAAAUGCAUUUUAAAUGAAAACCAAAUGGAUGAUAAGUUAGAGCAAUAUGUAGAAGUUCUAGGAAAGGUGAAUGAAGAUGACACCUUAAGUGAUAUCGUGUACGUACAGAACGGCGGUAACUCUUUAAAUUUAAAUGAAAUAAAUAAUUUAAUAAACAUAACUUUCCUCGAAGAAUUUGGGGAAAUUUUUUAA